Adineta ricciae is the source of this 555-nucleotide messenger RNA. Lineage: Eukaryota; Metazoa; Rotifera; Eurotatoria; Adinetida; Adinetidae. The record is from the annotation of a GenBank genome assembly.
AUGUCACCCUCACCUAAAAGUCCUCAAGAGAAGAAACUGCCUGGCGAAGACGAUGCAGCAAACGAAGAGUUGUCUCAUCCACCCACUCAUGAUCAUCAUGAACAUGUGGCAUCGACUGAUGGAUCAGCAGCAAAUUCCGAUAAUGAUGAACAAAGUUUUAAUCAGCCGAUGGCAAACGUGAAUGGCUAUUGUCUUCUACCCCAAGAUUCCGAAAUAAAUCAAGGAGAAAGUUUGUUCGAUGAUGGAAAUGAAGAUGAAGAAUUCCUUCGCUUUGCAACGCUCCGAGUUUUAUCAUCAACGGAUGAAAUUCGUCCCCGUCAAACAGUGAAUCCAUCCGUAGAAUCGGUCUGGUCAACGAAACUUGAAAGUGAAUCAUUCCCGGUCGAUGAUGACAAAGCUAAUUAUAUAAAAAGUUUGAUGUCAUCCAUUCAACUGCCUGCAUCGAGUAUACCUGUUUGGGCACAGUAUUGUUCAGAACAAGAUUGGCAGGCAAAGUUGCACGAAAAGAUCAUGUGCCGGCAAACAACAUUCUUUGCAAGCGAGAAAAAACAAUGA